Fragaria vesca subsp. vesca is the source of this 2539-nucleotide messenger RNA. RefSeq lists its product as uncharacterized. The record is from RefSeq and is a predicted model, not a curated record. Bases 141 to 2348 code for a protein of 735 amino acids. The transcript has 9 exons. Gene Ontology annotation, molecular function: protein binding; G-quadruplex RNA binding. Gene Ontology annotation, cellular component: MLL1 complex; Ino80 complex; NSL complex. Lineage: Eukaryota; Viridiplantae; Streptophyta; Magnoliopsida; Rosales; Rosaceae. Gene Ontology annotation, biological process: positive regulation of transcription by RNA polymerase II.
CCCCUACUCUCACCUCCUCACUCCGCCUCGAAAUCUCCACUGAAACAAUCUCACAAAUCCUCCGCACUUCAAAAUUUGAAACCUCCAACCAAAAAUCACUGUAAUUUCAAACACUAUCUUACCGGAGACGCCAGAUCCGCAUGGCAGCGACGGCUCCGGCGCCGCCGUGGAUCCCCGAAGACGACCUCCUCUUAAAGAACGCCAUCGAGGCAGGUGCUACUCUGGAAGCGCUUGCCAAAGGAGCGGUCCGAUUCUCCCGCAAGUUCACGGUGCGGGAGUUACGGGAGCGGUGGCGCUCGCUGCUCUACGACGCUGACGUGGCGGCGGAAGCCUCUUCUCGGAUGGUGGAGUUCGAGGCGUGUGGCUCCAACGUCGUGCCGUGCAAGUCGAAUAGGUUCAGUAGUCAAUCUAGGGGUUCGAAACGGAAAGGAGAGAGCAUUAGGAAGCAGUAUUAUGCUUUGAAGAAGAGGCUGUGUGCUGAUAGCAACUUUGGAAGUCUUAAUGAUUUCGAUAUUAAUUUUCUUGGAGGGCAAGCUAUUGGAAAUCAGGGGACUUUGGAUGCUAAUUGUAUGGUUGGAGGCGGCGUUGAGCCGGUUUUUAAUGGCGAUGGCGGGAGUGUGUUUCAUGGAGGAGAGUGUGAGGCGCUUAAGAAUCGUGGUGUGGAUGGAGUUGAGAGGGAAGGUUGCGGUAAUGAGUUUUUGGAACCGGUUCUUUUGGUGGCGACGAAUGGAUUGGGGGAGAAUGCUUAUAUCCGGGAUAAUAGUGUUCAUGAGGAUUUAUCUACUCGUGGGGUUAAUGCAAUGGAUUAUGGGAAUUCGUUGGAUACGGAAGAUAUAGGGGCGCAUUUGUGGGAUGUAGCUGCACCGGAAAUGCCAGCGGAAGAGACAUUGGUAGUUGCUAAUGAUGUGGAUGUCGAUGGGGAUACUAUGGACAUAAUGGACUCGUCUCAAUAUGAAGUUGGCCAUAAUGAGGCAAUGUUGGUUGAUGGAGAAGGGUGCGAUGCACUGAAUAGGGCUGCAGCUAUAUCGGGAGGUGAUUAUGGAGAUAUGGCAGAUUCUCUUUUUAAUGAUGAGGUCAAUUCGAUUUUGUUGAGUUCUCCCAAAGAUGUUCAUGACGAUGAUGUGCCUGAAUUCUGUGAACCUGGAAUGUUGGUGUCAGCCUCAUUUGAGAUUGUUUCAAAUGAUUUGCAUACUGCUGAGAUGGCUGUUUCUGUUGAACCAUCUCAGACUGGUCACGAUGAUCUGCGAGAUAUUUUUUGUUCAGACGCCAAUAUGCCAUCAUCAUCUACAUCAAUACCAUUGAAUCCUACCGAGAUGACUGUUGCUCCCAUGGUGCAUGACGCUCCUGAGAUGGCUGUUGCACCAGAGGUUCCAGAAGAGAUGGUUUGUUCGUUGAAUACUGAGGAUCUUGACAUUCCUUGCAAUGAUGAUAUCGUGUUUUUUACUGCAAUUGUCCAUACUGCCCUGCAACCGAGCUCUAACGAAGCUAGUAAUUUGGGUACUGACCAAAGAAAAUGUGAUCAACAUAUAAAAACAUUGGAGACAAAAGAAGAUCCUGCACAACCUUUUAGAAAAGAAAGUCCAAACCCUACCCAUGAUAAAAAUGACCUGGCUGCCGCAAGCCAAUGCAGAUUAGCAGAUGCAACUCUCAACUGUAUCACAAAGGGAUUGCUAAACGAAGAGGAAAUUAAUGUUCCAGAACCGCAAACCAACCCCACCGCACUAGAUUGUGAAGAAUCUGAGGAAGAAUCUGAUGACGAUGUUGAUGAUGAUGAAGAGGAUACUGACAUACCGUAUUACUCUGAUAUCGAAACAAUGAUACUUGAGAUGGAUUUAUGUCCAGCUGAUGAGGAGUCAGAUAUCAGUAGACGAGUCUUAAAGUAUCAACAUGAGGAUGCUAAAAGAAACAUUAUAAGGUUGGAACAGUGUGCACAAUCCUCCAUGCGAAGAGCGCUUACAUCUAAAGGCACACUUGCGGUAUUGUAUGAUCACCAUGUAAAGCAUUAUAUCAAGAAAACUGAGGUGAUAAUAGGCAGAACAACAGAAGAUAAUCAAGUUGAUAUUGAUUUGGGAGAUAACAAAGUAUCUAGACGGCAGGCUCUUAUAAAGAUGGAUGCAGACGGUUCUUUCUCCUUGAAGAAUCUUGGCAAGAGUUCAAUUUUCUUGAAUGGCAGAGAAAUAGCUACUGGAAAGAUUUUAAAUUUUGCUUCGAGUAAUUUGAUCGAGAUUAGGGAGAUGGCAUUUGUUUUUGAGAUUAACCACAUAUCUGUGAAGCAGUAUCUGGCAAAAAUUGCCACGAAAAGUGAGGGACACGCCAAUUUGGAAUUGGCACCUGAGGGGGUUUCAUAGUGGAGAAAUGCCAUGACAAGGUGCCUUUCCUAUAUUCUAAUUUUUUAACAUUGGAAUCUAAUUGGUCUGUUGUAGUUAGAGGAUCCUCACUCUUCCCUAUUAGAGAAUGUAUAGGCAUUUUUGUAGUUUUACAUUAAUUCAUACACUGAUCCUUUACUGAAGCAGGAAAAGGAUGUACUAGGAAAAAAAGU